AUGGUCCAAGGCACUGACAAUCUCAAAAGCUAUGUUCGAGAGGCCGCAUUACCCAAAAUGACGAACGACAGAUUCGCUCCUGCCAUACCUCCUGACGGCCACAAGAGUCACUUGAACACCCUCAAAGUACGGCCAGAAGCUUGGAGACGCUUAGAGAAUAUUUAUUCUCUCGAAAAUUUUAGGCUAGAAGAGAUUAUCAUAGCUUGUUCGUCCCAUACUAACCUAACUUCUCCGAUGUUUGUAGGGAUUGACAUGUAUCUACCAAGCUAUUCACUGGGAGUGAAUAACAGAGAUGAAGCCACCGGAGAGACUCUUUCGAUUCCUUGUCCCGGCACAGAUUUCGAUAUCAUGUACAUAGAAGAACGAAGGCCGUCAGAUCUGAGUCGGCUUGCUCCAUGGAUCGAUAAUCUUGCUCUCAUGACCGUUCAACGAAUCAUCCACCUCAUUCAACCAAAUACACAUAUCUGGAGUUUCUCUUUAGCUGAAGAAGGAGAUCUCGAUCAAGCAAUAUUCCGAUAUUACUUGUGGUCGUUACCUAAUCAUAUAAUGGAAAGAAUGACCGAAGAUGCUCGAAAAUCUGUCCAGUACUCUUCCGUGAUAGUUGCCUUUCAGCCUCCGUGGAUUCUGUCGAUGCAGGACAUCAAAGAAUUUGCGAAAUGUCGCUCAUUUCCGCCCUUCAGAGAGCCAGGAAAUGCUUUCCCUACACCCUUAAAUAGCACGCAUAGAAUAUGGGCGAAAUUGUGGGAUCUCUGUGUGAGAAGGAACACCCCGUGGUUCGUGUUAACGUCGUACAAUCAUUGGACGUUUGGCAUGUUCUCGAAAGGCUGGACCGCUGCCUUCAUUUCCGGGGUGUACGAAUUCAAUGCCUACAGCCCUACGAUAACAGAAUGUUUAACUUUCUGGAUCGCUUCCGCCAUGCGAAUAGCCACAACGCUUCGCUUUCCUAAGGUGUGUGAAGAGCCUCCGAAUUCGCAAACACCCUGCACGGUGUACGACGCGAUGGUGCAGUUCCCAGAAGCGGCCGUAGCUCUAGCUCUCCUUGAUCAUGAUCACAACCAUCCGGAUUAA
Molecule: messenger RNA, 1068 nt
Organism: Lentinula edodes (shiitake mushroom)
Lineage: Eukaryota; Fungi; Basidiomycota; Agaricomycetes; Agaricales; Omphalotaceae
Exons: 7
Coding region: 1-1068 (355 amino acids)
Source: RefSeq, a predicted model, not a curated record